AUGGAUAGCGACAGCGACGAAGGCGACUACACCACGUACGCGCAAGUGGAGCGGGGCUUCAACACCAUGGAGGGCCCGUCCGCGCAGGAACGCAUCGACUGCAUCGUCCCCUUCCUCGUGUCCCUCCUGCCCGCGACCUACGUCUCGGCCCCCGAGGUCGAGUCCGACUCCGACGACGACCGCUUCUCGCUCACCUCCUCCGACUCCGGGGCGUCCGACGACCACGACGCGCUCCCGUUCGCGGCGGCGCCGGGCGACGGCGAGGACCGCAUCAGCCGCCUCCCGGACACGCUCCUGGCCGACAUCAUCCACCGCCUCCCCACCAAGGACGCCGGCCGUACCGCCGCGCUCUCCACGCACUGGCGCCGCGUGUGGGCCGGGACCCCGCUCCUCGUCGACGACGCGCACCUCCUCGGCGCUGGCGGGACCAACGACGUCCCCGUCGUGCGCGAGCUCGCGCGCUGCGUGGCCGCGCACCCGGGCCCGGUCCGCGGCGCGCGCGUCACCCGCGUCUCCUUCCACGCGCACGAGUACGCGCUCCGGCGCUUGGUCGCGGACCUCGCCGACAAGGACGUCCGGGACCUCAUCCUCGUCAACCGCCCGUGGCCGCUCGACAUGCCGCUCCCCGACGACAUCCUCCGCUGCGCCUCCCUCGACCGCCUCUACCUCGGCGUAUGGAAAUUCCCCAAGACGACAUCCGCGCACCCGCCUGUGUCCCCCGACCUCCGCGAGCUCGGACUCUUCCACAGCAUCGUCCGCAACGAAGAAUUCGAGUCCCUGCUCGCGCACUGCCCCAAGCUGGAGGUCCUCUCUCUCGUCAUGUCAUACCACGAGCCGUCGCGUCUCCACCUAACCUCCAACAGCCUCAAGAUCGCGGUGGAGUGGAUGUCGUCCUUCGAUGAGGUCGUCGUUGAAGACGCCCCAAGCCUCGAGCGGCUGCUCUUCCAGAGCAUCCUUGAGAGGAGGCCCGUCAAGAUUGUUCGUGCUCCGAGGCUGGAGGUGCUCGGGGUCCUCGACCUCGACCUCCACAUGCUUGAGAUCGGUGGCACUGUCAUCAAGGCUGGGAUGAAAGUGAGUGCUAGCAACAUGGUACCAAGCUUGAAGAUACUGGCCGUGAAGGUUUAG
Molecule: messenger RNA, 1125 nt
Organism: Miscanthus lutarioriparius
Lineage: Eukaryota; Viridiplantae; Streptophyta; Magnoliopsida; Poales; Poaceae
Source: the annotation of a GenBank genome assembly